This is a messenger RNA of Chara braunii, 13846 nucleotides long. The record is from the annotation of a GenBank genome assembly. Lineage: Eukaryota; Viridiplantae; Streptophyta; Charophyceae; Charales; Characeae.
UUAGGCUUUCUGCAGGGGCAGAACAUGAUGACGGAGUCUGUGUGGACGUAGUGGUUUGUGGAUUAGGAAGAGGGGUAAUGGAUGGAAACAAAACCUGGGGAGGUAGGAGUGGUGAAGACAGGGGUGGUAGAGUUGUCGGAAAGGUGGGUAACAGGCGACGAUAAAACCACGGGAAAUAUAGUCGGUGAAGACGGGGGGGAUGAAGUCAGGGGUGGUGAAGUGGCUGAAGUAGAGACAAGGGGGGCAGUCGUAGGUGAGACCCGAAGAGGGGACUUUGCAGGUGGUAAUGCAGGCAUGGCCACGGAUGCCAUGGAGGAACGCACCGAGACCAAGGGCGACAAAGCAGGUGCGGUGGUCACGGAUGCCAUGGAGGAACACACCGAGACCAAGGGCGACACAACAGCUGCUGUUGCAUGGGAUGCCAUGGAGGAACACACCGUGACCAAGGGCGACACAACAACUGCAAGUCGAGUUGCUCCUGCGGAAUCAAUCGUAGAAGCAACCAAGGCCGAUGAGGAAGAGGCUGCGAACCGAAAAAGGGCAGCCAGGGUCACAAACGACAUGGAAGGGGUUACUAAGACUGAUGAGGAUGCAGGUGCGGUAGACGCAAGUAAUGAAGAAGAGGCUGUGAUAGGUGUGACAUGCGCCGAUAAUGAAGAAGGGGUUGUGACAAGCGUAGUCCGAGGACAGUGUGUGGAUACCCGAGAAAGCCUUAGCGAGGGUCGUGCCACAUCACCUCGUACUCUUGCCCUGCUGAUCACAUUGACCACGUUGCUGGAAGUUAAGGCCUACAAGCAGCGGGUCCAGGCUCAGAUAGAGGCUGAGGAACAACGGCAGCUGGCAGCCGAGGCUGCCCCCGUACAGGCUGAAGAGGCAGCAGCAGCAGAGCAACUGCAGUUACAGGCCGAUGCAGACGCAGAUGCCCAGGCUCGCCGCAAGGAAGCCCAGGAUCUGCUGCAGCGGCAUAAAGCCAACAGCAUCGACAGACUCAAGUUCUGGGAUUUUGAACCGAACGGCGAUGAGGCAACACCGGAAGAAAAGAACAAGGAGUUUCUCUCCAAACUCGUGACAAGGUUGUUGUACGCUUGCAACUACCAACGGUCAGAGUUGGAGAGACAGUACCAGGACCUGACGCAACAGCAUCAGGAGUUGGCACAGCUCCGCCGUACGGUGCAGAGCCACGAGGAUGCAACCCGGGCACUCAAUGCCCGAUUGCUGGACCUGGAACAAGCUGUACCAGGACCAGCUGCUGGGGCUUCCAGCAGUGCACCCUCUAGCCGCCAACAGGAGGAUCGCGUUGACCACGUAGUGGCAAUGCUCGGCGACAUCAGCACUUUCGCUGCGCCGACCACCACCAUCAGCAAUCAGUUGCAUACAUUGAAGACCGAGGUCCAGAAGCUGCAGUCGACGAACGCGGACGACAAUCCGAAGAUGUACAAGAUGCCAACUUUCAACCUGGAGAGGUUCGACGACUACACGCAGCAGGAUCCCGUCCUCUGGUGGGAAGUAUUCACCAGGCAACUCAGGAUUCUGCUCGUAGACAAGCAUGUGUACAUCGGCGCCCUGUUCCUGAACUCAAAGGGCGGAUGCCAGACCUGGUUGAGCCACCUGGCAACCUCCCACGACGUCGACGUACCAGACUUGAAGGACAAAAUCACAUGGGAGAAACUGACACGGCUGUGGAAGAAGCGGUUCAUCGUUGACGACGCGCCAACACUCGCCAUCAACCGACUGUUCACCAUGUCACAGGGCAACACAGCAACACGGGACUGGCUCACGGAGUGGCAGAAGAUUGCGGCCGUGCCCAAUCUGAACUUACCAUUCGAGCAUCUACGCCGUGAGUUCUACAACAGGUCCUGUGCUGCAUUGAGCCAGGCUCUUGGUGAUCGCGAGCAGUACUCCACUUUCCCCGAGAUUAUCGACAAGGCGAGAGAGAUCAUCAAGACCAACAGGUCAGCUGCACACGAGAAAGCARCAUGGCAGCCGACCUAUGUGGAGAAGGUACGAACUGGUCCGCGACAGCAGCACUUCGCUGCAGUCCAGCAGAACAGUGGAGAUAACCCAUCAGCCACUCCAGCAUCAAGUGACGGAGAUCAGGUGGCUGUUGUCCAGCCGCGAAGCAACAACAAGUCCUGCAACAAUGGGAAGGCGAAAUCCGCAUCGCAGGCCGGAAAUGGACAGCCAGUACAAGUUCCAUGGGUCAAGUUUGGCUUGACCGAGGCGGAGUACAAGGUCCGGGACCGCUACGGCAACUGCUACAGGUGCAACAGCACCAAGCACAAGGCCUCCCUAUGCCAAGAUCUGGGCAAGGAGGAUGACCAACCGCUCCACGUGCAACAAUCCAUCGCAUGCACGGUUUCAUCACCAUCGGCAACCGAUUCGGCACCUUCGCCGCAAUCUAUCGCCGGGGAUUCGACGUCAUGGUCAAGACUUGAAGAGCUCGACCCAUUGACGUUCACGGACUUCCAAUGGAUGCCCGUUCCCUCGACCGGACGAUUGCCAAAACCGCAUUGCAACGUGCUUAUGGCACAAUUGCGGGAUUACUUGCACAGUGCAGUACCAGCUCCGUUGAUGGACGCCGGAGUAGAGGUUGUCGACCUUCACGCUUACAUUGCAAAGAUCGACCGCGAGUUCAAGACGCAACGGUACGACGACAUCGACGCACCAUUGCUAUACGCACGCAUUCAGAUCGGAGAGGCGACCUGCAACACCUUGGUCGAUUGCAGAGCAUCUCGCAAUUACAUCAGCCAGCUCGCGCUCAACUUCAUCAACGUGGCGAGCCUUUUGGUUGCGCCGAGGCAAAGACUGGUCAUCAUAAAUGCACAUCAGGUUGCCAGUGAGAAAUCUGUGGUUGGGGGCAGCAUUAUGGUGUUGAUACACAAGUUGCCAAAUGGUAGGACAGUUAGACUGCAGAAGUAUAAGGCUAGCAAUCUAGUGGAGAACUACAACUGCAUGUGUGCUUCCUCUUUCUAUAACUACUACAAGCAGAAUCGCGAGGAGAGCAUGUAUUUAGUUUUUGUCUCUGAGAAAGGGGAGGCCGUUAAAACACCCCCAGAGACAGAAUCAGUCGUCGCAACAUAUUCAGACCUUUUUGAGGAGCCCACAGGCGUGGUAGAAAGGGAGGUGGUCCAUGCAAUAGAGGUUGUUCCAGGUAGUAAGGUACCUAGAGGACGAAUCUAUAGGAUGUCUCCUGCGGAGUUGGAUGAGCUCCGCAGCCAGCUCAAGGAGCUCACAGAAAAGGGAUGGAUUCGGCCUAGUACCUCCCCUUACAGUGCGCAAGUCUUAUUUGUCCCAAAGAAGGGAGGUACCCUGAGGAUGUGCAUUGAAUAUAGGGGCCUCAAUGCCAUCACCAUUAAGAACGUGGAGCCCCUACCCCACAUCGACGACCUCUUGGAUAGAGUGUACGGAUGUCGGUACUUCACCAAGAUAGAUCUGAAGUCCGGAUACCAUCAAAUUGCCAUUAGACUUGAGGACCAGCACAAAACCGCAUUUCAGACCAGGUACGGUCUGUACGAGUUUGUGGUGAUGCCCUUUGGCGUAUGCAAUGCACCUGGUACUUUCCAGCACGCGAUGAACAAGAUAUUUCGUGAUUACUUAGACAAGUUUAUCGUUGUGUACCUCGACGAUAUUCUUAUCUUUACUAGGACUGUAGAGGAGCACGCUGAGCAUUUGAAAAUAGUUCUAGGUCUCCUAAGACAGCACCAGUACAAGGUUAACUUGGGGAAAUGCGAGUUCGGUCGCACCAAGAUCUUGUACUUGGGUCAUGAAAUCUCAGUGGAUGGAUUGAGGCCGGAUGAUGCUAAGGUGGCUAGCAUACGUGACUGGCCCAAACCUCAAACUGUUACUGAGGUCGGAUCGUUUUUGGGGAUGACGGGCUACUAUCGUCCGUUUGUAAAAAACUAUAGUACUAUAGCUUCCCCAUUAACAAAUCUAACUCGACUUGACACCCCUUGGGAGUGGACUGAAGAGUGUGAGGCGGCCUUCAAGAAACUGAAGAACGCUCUGACUGACUAUGAAGUCCUCAAACUUCCUGAUUCUGAUAAAGCCUUUGUUGUGACCACAGACGCCAACCAAUAUGACAUAGGUGUGGUCUUUGCACAAAAGGAGGGGCCAAAGUUUAGACCGAUGGAGUAUAUGAGCAAAAAGAUGCCAUCGCAGAAACUAGCCAGGUCUACUUAUGAACGGCCCACUCGAGGUGGUACCGCCACCCAACCAUACACGAAGGAGGAGGAGGAGAAGAUGGCCGCCAUCCUGCAGGAGAGGAAGGAGAAGGAGGCCAAGAAGAAGGCCUUGAAAGAGGAACAGGCGGCCAAACUAAAGAAGAUGGAAGAAGAGAUGGCCAGGGAGAAAGAGAGGCUGAUAAAGGAAGAAGAGGAGAAGUUGAAGGAGGUGGAUGAAGAGGAGGAGGGACCGCCACUACAAAGGAGUGGGCAGCACAGUGGCGGCAAGGACGCAGAGAUGGAGAAACAUAUUUCGGAGUGGGCCGCCAACUUAUCGUUGGGUGAAGAGGAAGAGGUCGCGAUGUACAUCCCUAAGGAUGAGCAGGAAGCCGCUAUGAAAAAAUGGGAAGCAGAAGGGGAUGUUUUGGCGCGGCGGGUGAUGGAGGAUGAACAGAGGAUGGCGUGGAAGCUCGCAGUGAUGAGGGAGAAGAAGAGAAGAGUGGAGGCGGCGAAUGCGGCAAUGCAGGAACUAGAGGAGGUGAGGGCUGCCGUAACAACACAAUUGAUUCCGCAAGUGGAUCUCCAACGUAAAGUGGAGAUCAUCGCCCAGAGCGUUGAGCGGUUAGCUAAAGUGCAAGAAAGGCACUUUGAGUUUAGUCGCAGCCAGGAGAUAUCUGAACGCUCGAUGCGAACGGGCUUACGGGACUUUGCUCGCGAGUUAGUAGGCGCUGUGGGGUCCGAGGUGACUCACCGCCUCGAGAAGACUGAGCGUUUUUGUGUCGGCGCCAUUGAGGGCGUCAAGGUGGCCGCUCCCAAGGAGGAGGAGACUCGUCCUCGCAGGGAGCCGGUCAAAGUCAAAUUCCUUGAUUCCUACAGUGGGAAAAGGGAAGAGAACUUUGACAAUUGGGAGGCCAAUGUUAAGACUUAUGUGCAUCUGCAACAGGUAUCCCCAGAUCAGCAGGUCCUAAUUGCGAUCCACGCGCUUAGAGAUGAGGCCGCCAGCUUUGCAAGGUCCCAAGUUCGCGCUGCCAACUGUAGUGACGACCCGGUAGCGUACUCCUCGUUCACGUCCCUCACCGAAUUCUUGAAGUURUUACRCGAGCRAUUYGCUGAURUUGCCCGUAGUGUCAAAGCCUCAGAUAGGCUUCAGACAAUACACUCGCGCCAAUGGAAGAGUGCAAGGGCACUCAAGGGCACAAUGGAUGAGUUAGUGGUUGUUCCUGACCAUAAGGUCACAGCUACCCAGUUGGUCAACCUCUUCUACCGGGCCAUGCCCGAAGCGCUGCGUGGUCACUUCUUUGACAAGAGUCGGGACCCUGCUAUGACUUAUGAUAUACUUCGCAGGGAAAUGGUCGCGUUCGAGGCGAAGUCUGCGUCGAUUUCCACCUUCUGGCACAAAGAUUUAGACAAAGGCAAAAAGUGGAAAGGCCGCACUAUCUCAGGGCAGGUCAAGACUAAGGAUAGCCUUGUGCUCACUUUAGAUGAAGGUAGUGUGGAUGAAAUCCCCUACGAUCAGAUUGAGUGGGGGUUAGAGGAGGAGGACAACGGUGCGGGCCAGGGGAGAUCCUACGUUGUUGUCGCGGCUGGAGGGAGGCCGCAAGGAGGAAGAGGUCAGGGCCAAGGGGGCCGGGCCUCAAGGAGCCGGUUUCAGGGCGAUCAGGGGGUUGGCGGCAGAGGAGGAAACCGCCAAGCGGGAGGAAGGGGUCAAGGUCCCCCGCAAAACCGUCCUAGGAAUAGGUCUCCCUACAGGGAUGGGGUAUUUUGGGUAAGGAGGAAAGGGCGAAUGCCUUGCCGAGACCUGGGUAUCGCGCUCGCGACGGUUGAGCUGCGCUUGAGGCAUGGAAUCUCGGUGGGUGCAGCAAUCGGACUAAGGAAGCAGGAAAGGAGGCGUUUCAAGAUGACCCGACGAAUGACUUUCUGGGGGGAUAGACCUCGCGGGAUCCUGUCACUAAGGGUAUCGGAAGGCAGAGUCGAAAUAAGCCUGCCGGCAAGAAAUGCGGUAAGCAAUCCGGUAAUGGACCGGGUGGGGGUAGAGUUGGUGGAGGACACAGUGUACCUAGUAGUGGAGCUGGAAUGGCGUGCGAGAGGGGAGUUCGAGGGCGUAGAUUUGGACCUCCCAGGGCGAGUGCAUACAACGGGAUCCUUACACCUGUCGGAAGAGGGGUGGCGGACCUUUGGGAUUGCCUUGGCUUUCGGGGAUAACCCUGUACGAAUGUUUGAAGGAGCAUGGCAAAUAACUUGGCGAGAGGGGUUUGAGUUCGCAGUCCCAGAACGAGACGACGUGACGGCCGAUGUAAGAGUUGCCGCGGCAGGGAUCUUUGAGCUGCCCAGUGAGGUCGUACGGAUGAGUCUACCGCCCUUUCUGCUAAGGCUAAUGGGAGGCAUAGAACGAGUGGAGCAGGCAGUGACUGCCGUAAUUGGGCUAAAUCUUGACGAAGCAUUAAUGUAUCGAGAAUACUAUCGGGCCUUCCUAGAGAUGGGGCCUUUUGGGGACGAACAGGGGCGCGAGGUGCUUUGCAUUCUACGAGCAGUAGUAAAUACUAGGCCGAGAGUCCCACAAAUAAGCGAUGAGGCCAUGUGGAGAGUCAUCCGGCAAGGGGUAGGUCGGGGCGUGACCUACGUGGAUGAUUUCUACCGUCUGUACGAGCUGCCAGAGGGGGCUACUGCUCCCAGGGAGAUGAUAGGCAUGCACUUGCACGAUGGCUCAUACAUGGUAGACAUAGAGGAACUAGUGACCGGCCGGGGAGAGCUCCUCCGACUCCUUGGAACGGGAGGAGACCCCCCGAAGGGGAAAUUGGCAACAUGGUCGCCGUUGCUCAAGGAUAGCACGCGAAAAGGGGCUUUCGCACGAAUGGAGGGUAUGAGAGAAAGGGUAGAAAUCAUGAUUGAGGAAGCAUUCAAGAAGAGGGAGUGGAUCAAGAUGGGCCUGGCCCAGAAGAAGAGGAGGCAGGAUGACGAAGUCCUAGGGGUUAUGGUAGCAGAAAAAGGGUCAGAGGUCGAACUUGGUGCUAGCCUACCCAAACGGAAAGAAGUACGCAUAGACGUGCCAGAAGUCGCAUUCAAGAUCCCCGAUCUGUUACAACUCAUCAAGACUUUCAGAUACCACAAGGUAGGAGUGGACUCAGCAGCCUUGGCCAAGUUCGAAGGAGAGGUGCAAAAGGGAUAUUGCCUGAAUGAGAAGCUAAUCACGGAAGGAAGUGUUCGAAAGUACAAGCCGGUAGGGAAGAAAGCAAAACCGGUCUCGAUCCUGCUAGGGACAUCAAAGGAAGAGGCUAUGGGGAAGGAGGAAGAGGUCCUUCGAGUUAUCCAAGAAAGAAGGGCGACGGAGGGACAUCGGAUACCAGAUGAGGUAGCUGACACAAUGAAGAUAGGGAUAGACGGGUUCCUAACGGAAGAAGAAACCCGCCUGAUCAAAAGGACCUGCCAGGAGUUUCACCUGGCAUUUGCCUUUAGUGAUCACCAGAAGGGACGACUGGAUGCGAAGCUGAUCCCUCCGGUCAGAAUCCAUACGGUAGAACACGAGUGUUGGAAUGACAAGGGGCCGUCCUAUGAAUUGUGGAUAGCAGGGGAAGUGACAGCCCUCCUCCGAGCAAAAAUGGACUCCUUCGUUGCGGAGCCUACGGCAUCGCCAUACGCAAACCGGUGGUUCGUCUUUCGAAAGCCUAACAAGACACUAAGAUGGAUUCAGGAUGUGCAAAAGUUGAAUGCGGUAACCAUCCGGGAUGCUGGCUCGCUACCUCAGGCUGACUUAUUAGCAGAAUCGCAUGCCGGUCGGAGCAUUUACUCCCGGAUAGAUCUGUAUUCAGGGUACGACCAGCUUCCGUUGGAUGUUCGGGACAGGCCGUACACCGCUAUGCACACCCCCGUAGGCCAGCUACGGAUGCAAGUGACCCCUAUGGGAUUCACAAACGAGGUGGCCAAAGCGCAACGCAGAAUGCUCGCCGUGGCCGGGGACAUGUUUCCAGAAAAGUGUGAGCCCUAUAUCGACGACAAUCCGAUCAAAGGACCUAGGAGAAGAACGAGAAAAGGCAAAAAAAUGGAAUUCGGCAACGAGAACGACAGCGGGGCAAUCAACAGGCCUACCGCAGGGGAGGAAGCAGGACCAAGCCAAGGGAGGAGGGCGGCGAAGAGAAAGUUGUACGUAGGACUCAUGGGUGGGCCAGUGGUAGGCAGGGGUGGAAGGAAAUGCUUGUGUAGGAAACCCUCACCCCUCGGCGAGGGAGAAGGCAUAGAAAUCACGUCUGACAGUGAGGGAGGGAAGGAAAAGGCAGAAAUGGAAGAAGGAGGCAAUGCAGAUAUGGGAGAUAAGGGUCAGGUUUCUGACGAGGAAGGAGCCAACAGGGGCAAACGACGUGAGACUUGGCAUGGGGAAAGCGAGGGGGGACGAGACAUGCGCGACGAACACGAGGAGGGUGAGGAGAGAAGGGAAAGCCCGCUUGAAGGACGAAGCGGCCACGACAGUUGUGAGAGGUAUGGGAUGGGGACAGAGAUUCCUUUUACCUGCGAUCCGAAGAUCCUUGCAGUGGCAGCCACAACAAAGAAGAAGGCAAAGGACGCCAAGAAGGCACGUCUGUUGGCAAUUGAACAGCAGCGCCAGCAAGACGAGGCAUCAGCAAAGGCUGCUGAUGAAGAACGACUUCAACGACGCGAGAAGAUAUUCAGUGGAGAGCGAGCUUUGCUCACAAUGGCAGCAGACUGGCGGGCGGAGAUCGAGAAUGGGAAGCUAGAAGAGAGUGGAAACAAGAUCGCUCUACCCCUCUCCCAUCUCACAGACCUUCUGGCCACGUGCAUUGCGCAGCAGGAGGACAUUCACAACCUCGACGAGGCGCUUCAGACACACAAUCAGGUGUUUGACMAACUCACCAACCGCCUCCAGSAGYUGGAACAAAMCGUUGCUGCCCCCGUUGCCAGCUCUUCCAACACCUCCGAUCGCCUCGAGGCAUUGGAGAUUGACGUUGGAUCCCUCAAGGACGGCAUGCAGUUACAGCAAACCGCAACGGAACAGUUGCAGCAGCGGAUCUGUACUGCCGCCAACCACUCGAGCUCGGAACCGCGCGAGACAACUCCAAAUUUCGAUGGGCAGAAGAUCUUCUGCGACUCGGCRAAGACGGACCCGAUUCCAUGGUUCCGCAAGUUCGAGCUCAAGUUGCAGCUCCACCACUACGGAGUGGUGGCUGCCGACUUGCAUACCAAGAUCAGUUGGGAUGAUCUAGAGGCGGCGUGGCAUAAGCGGUUCCAAGUAGAGCCRUCGGAGAUCAAGGCAAUGGACAAGUUGAUGGUCUUCGAACAAGGCACGCUGCUGAGUGUUGAUUGGAUUGCCKAGUACCAACACUUSACAUCSGUCCCGGACAUCCAAAUGGGCUUCAAAGCCAUCAAACACUACUUCAUCUCGAGGUCGCGUCCGGCGUUGGACAAUGCCUUGACUCACGUUGAGGACACCCUGACGACACCRSCAGAACUCUUCGACAAGGCCGCGCAGAUUAUUGUCACGAACAAGGAGGYCAAGAAUCUCCARCGUUCGUCUGCGCCAGGCCAGAGCAGAGAUCAGCAUCGGCCGAAAGUGGCCRUGGUCRCGGCGGCAACACCRAACGACCAAACUAGCGAGGUUGUGUCUGCCAAUGAAGGGGACGGACUUGCACCCGCCCGGGAAGAUUUCGAUCCGAUUGAAGGUCGCUACAAAUUCAUGUUUAAGACGCGGUACGGGCAUUUUGAGUGGGUGGUCAUGCCUAUUGGCCUCACCAACGCCCCGACGACCUUUCAAGCGACAAUGACCAACGAGUUUCGUGCAAUGUUGGACCGGUUCGUGCUGGUCUACUUAGASGACAUUCUCGUCUUUAGCCGGUCAUUGGAGGAUCAUCUUGAGCACCUUCGACGAGUGGUGGAGACGCUCCGCCGCGGCAAGUACAAGACCAACCGCGACAAGUGCGAAUUUGUCCGGCAAGAGYUGGAAUACUUGGGCCAUUUUGUCACACCGGAGGGCAUCAAUCUGUUAUCGGACAAGAUUCAAGCCAUCCAAGAGUGGCCGGAGCCGCGGAACGUCACGGAUGUYCGUUCGUUCCUUGGCCUUGCCGGCUACUACCAACGUUUUAUCAAGGGAAACUCGAAGAUCGCGGCCCACUUGUCCAAGUUUCAAUGUGAGGAUCGACCGUUUGACUUCGGAGAGGAUGCGCGGGAAUCAUUUUUGGCUCUCAAAGUCGCGCUAUUAUUUGCGGAGGUCUUGCACAUCUACGACCCACUAUUGCCUACACGCGUCACUAUGGAUGCGUCCGACUAUGGCAUUGGUGCCGUCCUCGAACAACACGAUGGCGUGGACUGGCACCCGGUCGACUACUUCAGCAAGAAUGUGCCCGUCGUGCACUCCAUUGAUGAUGCGCGCAAGGAGCUCCUCGCCUUCGUCCACGCUCUCAAGCGGUGGCGGCACUUCCUCCUUGGUCGAAGCCAAUUCCGAUGGGUARSGGACAACAAUCCGUUGGUCUUCUACAAGACCCAAGACACCGUCAAUAGCACCAUCGCCCAAUGGAUGGCUUUCAUCGACCAAUUUGACUUCUUUCUCGAUCAUAUUCCGGGGAAGUCAAACCGUUUUGCGGAUGCUCUUUCACGAUGUSYGGAUCAUUGUACCGCAGUCUACUCGACCUUCGAGAUYGGCRACGACCUGCGGGACAGCUUCAUCCGCGGCUAYCAAGCCGACCYGGAGUUUUGCGACAAGAUGGACUUCAUGCAAAGCACUUUGGACCAGAUCCUGGAUGCAUUGACAAAGCCAGGAUUCCGGCCACCAGCACAAUCGCCGUUGUCGUUAACGGCGAUGUCAGGCCCCUUUGCCGUACAAGCUGGCACACAGCCAAGUGAGGGGAUUAGGCCGGAAGAUGCGAAGGUGGCUAGUAUUCGAGACUGGCCACGACCUCAGAUAGUCACUGAGGUCAGAUCAUUCUUAGGAAUGUGCAACUACUAUAGGAACUUCGUAAAGAACUAUUCUACAGCCGCCUCUCCUUUGACUGAUCUAACUCGACUAGACACACCGUGGGACUGGAGUGAUGAGUGCGAGGGUGCUUUCAAGAAAUUGAAGCAUGCACUCAUGAAUCAUGAAGUUCUCAUGGUUCCCGAUCCGCAAAAGCCAUUCAUAGUGACCACUGACGCAAGCCAAUACGACAUUGGCGCAGUGCUGGCUCAGCAGGAUGGGAAAAAGUUGAGAGCGAUCGAGUACAUGAGUAAGAAGAUGCCAUCGAAGAAGUUGGCUAAGUCCACCCACGAAAGGGAACUCUAUGCUCUCUACAAGGCACUUGUCCAUUGGAGACACUUCCUUUUGGGAAGGACACGUCAGCAGCCAUGUCAGCAAGCCCCAGCCUGGUCUAUGCUUACGCGCUUGAAAACAACCAUCAUGGACGAAAUGUCCGGGGAAACAGACGAGGCCUAUCAGGCGCAGAUGCUGCUUCUGAUUAUCGACGCCAAGCAACGGUUGGAUGCAGUGGCAGCCACAACAAAGAAGAAGGCAAAGGACGCCAAGAAGGCACGUCUGUUGGCAAUUGAACAGCAGCGCCAGCAAGACGAGGCAUCAGCAAAGGCUGCUGAUGAAGAACGACUUCAACGACGCGAGAAGAUAUUCAGUGGAGAGCGAGCUUUGCUCACAAUGGCAGCAGACUGGCGGGCGGAGAUCGAGAAUGGGAAGCUAGAAGAGAGUGGAAACAAGAUCGCUCUACCCCUCUCCCAUCUCACAGACCUUCUGGCCACGUGCAUUGCGCAGCAGGAGGACAUUCACAACCUCGACGAGGCGCUUCAGACACACAAUCAGGUGUUUGACMAACUCACCAACCGCCUCCAGSAGYUGGAACAAAMCGUUGCUGCCCCCGUUGCCAGCUCUUCCAACACCUCCGAUCGCCUCGAGGCAUUGGAGAUUGACGUUGGAUCCCUCAAGGACGGCAUGCAGUUACAGCAAACCGCAACGGAACAGUUGCAGCAGCGGAUCUGUACUGCCGCCAACCACUCGAGCUCGGAACCGCGCGAGACAACUCCAAAUUUCGAUGGGCAGAAGAUCUUCUGCGACUCGGCRAAGACGGACCCGAUUCCAUGGUUCCGCAAGUUCGAGCUCAAGUUGCAGCUCCACCACUACGGAGUGGUGGCUGCCGACUUGCAUACCAAGAUCAGUUGGGAUGAUCUAGAGGCGGCGUGGCAUAAGCGGUUCCAAGUAGAGCCRUCGGAGAUCAAGGCAAUGGACAAGUUGAUGGUCUUCGAACAAGGCACGCUGCUGAGUGUUGAUUGGAUUGCCKAGUACCAACACUUSACAUCSGUCCCGGACAUCCAAAUGGGCUUCAAAGCCAUCAAACACUACUUCAUCUCGAGGUCGCGUCCGGCGUUGGACAAUGCCUUGACUCACGUUGAGGACACCCUGACGACACCRSCAGAACUCUUCGACAAGGCCGCGCAGAUUAUUGUCACGAACAAGGAGGYCAAGAAUCUCCARCGUUCGUCUGCGCCAGGCCAGAGCAGAGAUCAGCAUCGGCCGAAAGUGGCCRUGGUCRCGGCGGCAACACCRAACGACCAAACUAGCGAGGUUGUGUCUGCCAAUGAAGGGGACGGACUUGCACCCGCCCGGGAAGAUUUCGAUCCGAUUGAAGGUCGCUACAAAUUCAUGUUUAAGACGCGGUACGGGCAUUUUGAGUGGGUGGUCAUGCCUAUUGGCCUCACCAACGCCCCGACGACCUUUCAAGCGACAAUGACCAACGAGUUUCGUGCAAUGUUGGACCGGUUCGUGCUGGUCUACUUAGACGACAUUCUCGUCUUUAGCCGGUCAUUGGAGGAUCAUCUUGAGCACCUUCGACGAGUGGUGGAGACGCUCCGCCGCGGCAAGUACAAGACCAACCGCGACAAGUGCGAAUUUGUCCGGCAAGAGCUGGAAUACUUGGGCCAUUUUGUCACACCGGAGGGCAUCAAUCUGUUAUCGGACAAGAUUCAAGCCAUCCAAGAGUGGCCGGAGCCGCGGAACGUCACGGAUGUCCGUUCGUUCCUUGGCCUUGCCGGCUACUACCAACGUUUUAUCAAGGGAAACUCGAAGAUCGCGGCCCACUUGUCCAAGUUUCAAUGUGAGGAUCGACCGUUUGACUUCGGAGAGGAUGCGCGGGAAUCAUUUUUGGCUCUCAAAGUCGCGCUAUUAUUUGCGGAGGUCUUGCACAUCUACGACCCACUAUUGCCUACACGCGUCACUAUGGAUGCGUCCGACUAUGGCAUUGGUGCCGUCCUCGAACAACACGAUGGCGUGGACUGGCACCCGGUCGACUACUUCAGCAAGAAUGUGCCCGUCGUGCACUCCAUUGAUGAUGCGCGCAAGGAGCUCCUCGCCUUCGUCCACGCUCUCAAGCGGUGGCGGCACUUCCUCCUUGGUCGAAGCCAAUUCCGAUGGGUARSGGACAACAAUCCGUUGGUCUUCUACAAGACCCAAGACACCGUCAAUAGCACCAUCGCCCAAUGGAUGGCUUUCAUCGACCAAUUUGACUUCUUUCUCGAUCAUAUUCCGGGGAAGUCAAACCGUUUUGCGGAUGCUCUUUCACGAUGUSYGGAUCAUUGUACCGCAGUCUACUCGACCUUCGAGAUYGGCRACGACCUGCGGGACAGCUUCAUCCGCGGCUAYCAAGCCGACCYGGAGUUUUGCGACAAGUACGCGAAUUGAUCCUCUCCUAAUCCGGCGCUUCUCACUA